AUGCAAUUGAACGCAGACAAUUUUCCUUUCAUUAACUUGUACCUUCCCACUUCUGCUCUUUGGGAGGAAGAUGUAUUAUCAUGUACAAGCCCAAUGAAUAUUGAUGAAGAUGAGACCUCAUCUUCUAAUGAUGAUAUCAGUGCAACCAAUCACUCUUCUACACAACAUCAUCCUCUCAUUGGACAGUCAUCAAUGAAUGAUGAGGAGGCCUCCUUCACCGAUAUCGGUCAAAGUAUCAUUGAUAUCUUUACUGCUGAUGCUAUUCCUGAAGAUUCAGUCAGAAACGAGGAAGAAGAAACAUCCAACACCUCUGAAGCUGAUUCUUGUCCAAAUUAUCAUUCACCACCCUGUGUGGAUGAUAAACAUCGUGGAAAGAAGAGAACCAAGGAGGAAUGCUCUCCUUCUUCAAACUCCAAGAAGACCAACUCGAAAACCCAUGAGGAGUACUGCAAGAAGGAAUUCGCAGAGAAAUGGCCAACCAUUCGUGAACAGUUGCUACAAGGUAAAGAAAAGAAAGAGGACACAAAAGAACGAAAACAAAGGACGCAGGUAACCAAGGCUAAAAGAACAAAGGUUGAAGGAGAAGAAGCGAGAAGUUUGAUUCGAGUUCAUCUAGAAUCCAACUCUUCUCAACAAGGAGAAGAGCCAUCUUUGGUUGUUUCCACUCAUGCCUUGUGUUUGAACGCAUUGUCCAAAAUCACAACUAAACCAAAAAGACACGAACACCCAAAACAAUCUAAAGUGACAAAUUCCAAUACGUCGUCUUCUUCUUCUAAGAAUUAA
Molecule: messenger RNA, 783 nt
Organism: Naegleria fowleri
Lineage: Eukaryota; Heterolobosea; Eutetramitea; Acrasida; Naegleriidae
Exons: 2
Coding region: 1-783 (260 amino acids)
Source: RefSeq, a predicted model, not a curated record